This is a messenger RNA of Nannospalax galili (Upper Galilee mountains blind mole rat), 1980 nucleotides long. It is a transcript of the gene Scai, whose product is annotated as suppressor of cancer cell invasion. NCBI's taxonomy places the organism in Eukaryota, Metazoa, Chordata, Mammalia, Rodentia, Spalacidae. Bases 266 to 1963 code for a protein of 565 amino acids. Gene Ontology annotation, biological process: DNA-templated transcription. The transcript is spliced from 19 exons. The record is from RefSeq and is a predicted model, not a curated record. Gene Ontology annotation, molecular function: transcription corepressor activity. Gene Ontology annotation, cellular component: nucleus.
GCGGAGUCGCCUGGCCCCCAGACUGACUGGCACAGUGGAGAAACCGCCUCGAAAACGGAAAAGCAGGUUUUCCAAAGUGCUCCACAACCUAUCAGAGAUUCCAUAUUGCUAGCUGUGGGUUCCCUUCUGCUGCAGUCAGCUUUGAAAUGGCCAUCUUCACCACAAGCUAAGCAAAAGGAGAGGUGCAUGGAUUUUCAUAAACCUGGCAGCUGUUGUGGAAACGUUUCGCUCUAAUGCUAGGACUGAAUUUGCUCUUAAAGAAAUCAUGUCCUCUGGAGGUGCUGAAGAUGACAUCCCACAGGGAGAGAGGAAAACAGUUACAGAUUUCUGUUAUCUUUUGGACAAAUCUAAACAGCUAUUCAAUGGUUUAAGAGAUUUGCCACAAUAUGGACAGAAGCAGUGGCAGUCCUACUUUGGAAGAACUUUUGAUGUUUACACCAAACUCUGGAAAUUCCAGCAGCAGCAUCGACAAGUCUUGGAUAAUCGGUAUGGCUUGAAGCGGUGGCAAAUAGGAGAAAUUGCUUCCAAAAUUGGACAGCUGUACUACCACUAUUAUUUGCGCACAUCUGAAACCAGUUAUCUGAAUGAGGCUUUCUCCUUCUACUCUGCAAUCAGACAGAGAUCGUAUUACUCUCAGGUCAAUAAGGAGGACAGGCCUGAGUUGGUGGUUAAGAAGCUACGGUACUAUGCAAGAUUUAUAGUAGUUUGUCUUCUUCUUAAUAAAAUGGAUGUUGUGAAGGAUCUGGUAAAGGAAUUAUCUGAUGAAAUUGAAGAUUAUACUCAUCGCUUUAACACUGAAGAUCAAGUGGAGUGGAACUUGGUGCUUCAAGAAGUAGCAGCUUUCAUUGAGGCAGACCCUGUGAUGGUGUUAAAUGAUGAUAACACCAUUGUUAUUACAUCUAAUCGUCUUGCUGAAACAGGAGCCCCCUUGCUGGAGCAAGGCAUGAUUGUGGGCCAGUUAUCUCUGGCCGAUGCACUCAUUAUUGGUAAUUGUAAUAAUCAGGUUAAAUUCAGUGAAUUAACUGUUGAUAUGUUCCGGAUGUUACAAGCCCUGGAAAGGGAGCCAAUGAAUUUAGCUUCCCAAAUGAAUAAACCAGGAAUGCAGGAAUCAGCUGACAAGCCCACCAGACGAGAAAACCCCCACAAGUAUCUGCUCUACAAACCGACCUUCAGCCAACUGUAUACAUUCUUAGCAGCAUCUUUUAAGGAGCUGCCUGCCAAUAGCGUGCUUCUGAUUUACCUGUCAGCCACUGGCGUUUUCCCCACAGGUCGUUCUGAUAGUGAAGGUCCUUAUGAUUUUGGAGGUGUACUUACUAAUAGUAACCGCGACAUUAUAAAUGGAGAUGCAAUUCACAAACGGAAUCAGUCCCACAAGGAAAUGCACUGCCUUCAUCCUGGAGAUCUCUACCCCUUCACAAGAAAGCCCCUGUUCAUCAUUGUGGACUCCUCCAACAGUGUCGCCUACAAGAAUUUCACAAACUUGUUUGGACAACCACUAGUCUGCUUGCUUUCUCCUACUGCAUAUCCAAAAGCUUUACAAGAUCAAUCUCAACGAGGUAGCCUCUUCACUCUCUUUUUGAACAAUCCUCUAAUGGCCUUCCUGUUUGUCUCCGGAUUGUCAAGCAUGCGUAGAGGCCUAUGGGAAAAGUGUCAAGAAUAUCUCCGAAAAAUCAACCGUGAUAUCGCCCAGCUACUGACCCAUUCACGUUCAAUAGAUCAGGCAUUUCUCCAGUUUUUUGGAGAUGAAUUUCUUCGCUUGCUUCUCACAAGAUUUAUCUUUUGUUCAGCCACCAUGAGGAUGCACAAGAUUUUUCGGGAAACUCGAAAUUACCCAGAAUCCUAUCCACAGCUGCCAAGGGAUGAAACGGUGGAGAACCCGCAUCUUCAGAAGCACAUUUUGGAAUUGGCCUCCAUCCUGGAUGUGCGGAACGUCUUUUUUGAAAAUACUAUGGAUGACUAUUAAGGAAAAAACCCUCUUGU